GAGACUCACCAGAGUAGAACACUGUGGGACAUAGAAAGAGCUAUUACCCCCUCUGACUCCAACACGGAGAGACUCACUCAUUUCCCCCCACUCUCAACAGCUGAGUUCUACUAGACUGGACUGGACUCUCUCUCUCUCUCUUCUCUGGAUACCUUUUAUUCUUCACAAAAAAAUGGAGAUUUCUGUCAAGGAUAUGAAGAAACCAAGAUCAGUGUUCAGCAAUAUAAAGUUGUUUGUGCUGUGUCAUGGCCUGCUGCAGCUCACCCAGCUCCUCUACAGCUCCUAUUUUAAGAGCACCAUCACCACCAUCGAGAGACGCUUCGGCCUCAGUAGCUUCUCCUCCGGCACCGUCUCCUCUCUGCACGAGGCGGGGAACACAGCUCUGAUAGUGUUUGUGAGUUACCUGGGCAGCAGGGUCCAUCGUCCUCGUCUCAUUGGACUGGGUGGUCUGCUGAUGUCCAUCAGUGCUCUGAUCCUGGCCUUACCUCACUUCCUGUCCCAGUCCUAUGUGUUCGACUCUGUCAUACAUGAUCGCCAAGACCUGUGUUCCCUCCAGGGUACCUCCAACAUGACAGAGGCCUGUGGGAAGACAGAGAUCAAGCGUAUAGCAGACACCAACAACUUGUGGCUGCUCAUGGCUAUAGCUCAGCUGCUGUUCGGGGUGGGAUCUGUUCCCAUACAACCCUUUGGUAUCUCUUAUGUGGAUGACUUCGCCGGACGAGGCAACUCCCCCCUCUACAUAGCCAUCCUGUUUGCUGUGUCUGUGUUUGGACCUGCCUUCGGCUUCCUGCUGGGCUCCGUCAUGCUGAGGAUCUAUGUGGACGUGGACAAAACCGGCUCAUUCACCAACGCUGAGCUGGCCCCUACAGACCCUCGCUGGGUGGGUGCGUGGUGGAUGGGCCUCCUCGUCUCCUCUGCCAGCCUAGCCCUGACCUCUGUGCCAUACUUCUUCUUUCCUCGCAGCAUGCCGCUGGAAGACGAGGUAACUGGGACUGAAACUGACAUUCUGAAUGAAGGCUCCGAAAAGCCUGAGAUCUCACUGGUUGAUUUCCUUAAGAUGUUCCCCAGGCUGUUUGUCCGUCUGCUCCUCAGUCCUCUGUUCCUGCUGUUGGUUCUGUCUCAGUGCUGUUUCUCUUCAGUCAUCGCUGGCCUCGCCACCUUCCUCAACAAGUUUCUGGAGAGACAGUACAGCACGACUGCCGCUUACAGCAGCCUCCUCAUAGGUGCGGUGAACCUUCCUUCUGUUGCCGUGGGGAUGCUGGUGGGCGGGAUCAUCAUGAAGAGAAUGGGUCUCUCUCUUAAGGCCAUCCCUCGUUUCUCUGUCGUCAUGCUGUCCAUCUCUGUUCUCCUCCUCAUCCCCCUCUUCUUCAUGGGCUGUCCCACACAGAGGGUGAAAGAGGUCAACUAUGAAUUCCAAGGGUCUCUGGCCAAUUGUUAUUCCAACUGCUCCUGUCCUGUUAACGCCUUCAACCCAGUGUGUGGAGCUGACGACAUCGAGUACCUGUCACCCUGCCACGCAGGCUGCAAAGAGUACACCAAAGACCCCAACAACAGAUUCAGGGUUCUGGAGUACACAGACUGUAUCUGUACAGCUCACAGCCAGGGUAGCGGUGGGGGUACUGCUCGCCCCGGCCCCUGCCCCAACCAAUGUCCUCACUUCCUGCUUCCUGUCAUGUUCCUCAUCUCUCUGGCCGCGAUGAUCGCCUCCCUAACACACAAUCCUAUCUAUAUGAUGGUCCUCAGAACUGUUCCCCACGAAGAGAAAUCCUUUGCCAUAGGAGUCCAGUUUCUGCUCUUGAGAGUGCUUGCCUGGUUACCGGCCCCAGCCCUGUUCGGCAUGACCAUCGACAGCUCCUGUAUCUGGUGGAAACGUAUCUGUGGCAACCGGCUGGGCUGUGGUUACUAUGACAAUAACAUCCUGAGAAACAGGUACCUGGGUCUGCAGGUGGGCUUCAAGAUGAUGGGGAUCUUCCUGCUUGGGCUGGUUGGAUGGAAGGUCCAGAGGACCAGGGAGUACAACCUGGGGAAACGGCCUGACGGACCACUGUGAUCUGGGAUACGUCUGACCGCCUGGCUCCUUAACUCCUUCCUCCCUUUCCCGUCUCACACGAUAGAGACUGGCCACCGAGGACCACUUUUAAACCUCUCUGUCAUCGCACCGUGCUAUCCAAUCCACCACCUUACUACAAUCUAACCUGUCUCACAGGAGAGAAGAGACUCACCUGCCUCUGAGGUACACUGUGCCUUUCAACUGGUCUGCUAAUGCAGGGUCUGCUAAUGCAGGGUCUGCUAAUGCAGGGUCUGAAUACAACGGAGGGACUACUAUGACUCAACUCUGAGCAGCCAGCCCUAUUCCUAUAUAAGCGUCUCACAACCUCCCCCCAGUGGGCUUAGCUGGUUAUCUUAAUAUAUUUUUCCCACUGUGCUUUUCAACGGAGUGUACUGUGCUGUAUACUAGUAUAUCAACUGUAUACUAGUAUAUCAACUGUAUACUUGUGUAUCAACUGUAUACUUGUAUAUCAACUGUAUACUUGUAUAUCAACUGUAUACUUGUAUAUCAACUGUAUACUUGUAUAUCAACUGUAUACUAGUAUAUCAACUGUAUACUAGUAUAUCAACUGUAUACUAGUAUAUCAACUGUAUACUUGUAUAUCAACUGUAUACUUGUAUAUCAACUGUAUACUAGUAUAUCAACUGUAUACUUGUAUAUCAACUGUAUACUUGCUGUUAACCCAGGGAUGUUGUCCAUUCAGGUUUCAAGCUAACUUAAUAUCUGUAUUAGUUAUAGAUGUUUGUCUCUUACGCAGAGGCAUUUAGUGAGCAUUUAUAUAGAGUUUUAUACAACGAAUGGUAACUUUAUAAUCAUAUGAUAAACAUAUGACAUCCGCUUUAAUCACAAUAAUAUGCUAUGCAUCACAUAUCAAUUACACUGUUUAAAUUACUGUUCUCUUGUUGAAAUAGAUUUAUAAUACAAUAUUAUGCUAAGUUUAGAUUAUUUUCACUUAUGUGCCUUAUAUGCAACACCAAAUGAAUGUGAUUUAUGUAAAUAAUAAAUUGUUUGUUUUAUAUUGUACAA
This is a messenger RNA of Salvelinus fontinalis (brook trout), 3076 nucleotides long. RefSeq names its product solute carrier organic anion transporter family member 2A1-like. Gene Ontology annotation, cellular component: membrane. Gene Ontology annotation, molecular function: protein binding; prostaglandin transmembrane transporter activity. Bases 173 to 2050 code for a protein of 625 amino acids. The transcript is spliced from 14 exons. The record is from RefSeq and is a predicted model, not a curated record. Gene Ontology annotation, biological process: transmembrane transport; sodium-independent organic anion transport; prostaglandin transport. NCBI's taxonomy places the organism in Eukaryota, Metazoa, Chordata, Actinopteri, Salmoniformes, Salmonidae.